AUGCCCUAUGCUGAGCAUUCGGGCGCAUGGCGUGGUGAGAUAUCAAUCACCCUUACUGGGUACAUCCCCUUCCAGUUGGUAUUCUAUGACCAUGAAUAUAGCCGUGAGAUGUCAUCAAGGCGUCUGUCGAUGGCUAUCCAGCACGGCCUGCCCUCGGGCACCAAUCUAACCUCAGUCAUCAUAUUAACGCCGCUUGUAGCUGAGUACGAAGCUGUGGUACGUAACAAAUCUAGGGUGGUACUCAGUGGCGAGCUGGUGCCUGGUACUCGAUACGUAGUACACGUUGUGCCCCCUACCCCUCCCAUCAUGGACAAUCUUGGUAUGCCAUUGGAAAGGUCAACUGGUAGCUUUUAUAUGGCCGAAGAGAGGGCCGACCUCAUGCAGGAUUAUGGUGCCUAUCAUGUGACCCAGCUCCCUCUAUUCGAUACAUCACAAGGCUAUCCACUAGUAACUAGAGCUGCCGAACGAUGGUGUGUCACUGCAUGCCCAGUAACUGUUGAGAACCUCCCUGAGGCUUUGAGGGUCGUCGUUGGUUAUAGGCGUGAUACCGGCAUGUACGACCCUUGUGCGGGGAUCCAUCAAACGGGUAACACAUCAUAUCUAUCUCGUGGCCUCACGCAGAUCCUCAACGAUACCGUGGCCCAUGUACCUAACGUCAGUAUCAUCACAGUGAUCGACAGCACCCGGCCUCAAUGGUAUCAUACUACUCGAUUCGUAACAACAUCCACUCUACAAGUCCUCUUAUCACCAGUAAUCAUCGGUGGUGGUCCCCUACGAGGGAGUGAUGGUGAAGUAGAGGCCGUCGUCCUGCGUAAUGUAUCCGGGCUGCAUGUACAGCUCACUGACCCUAUAAUGGCGGACAUACAGCUCUGGGGUAGCAGAGAUCAGCUUGUUUACAAUGCUACCACGGAUCCACAAGGGUAUCUCUUCGUGUCAUCCUGUCCAAUGUGUGAGCAACAAUCCAUCACUGUGGUAGUCCUAAUCGAUGACAAUGUGGUCUACAUACACCCCGCUCGAAUCUACUUAAACCGUGGCUCCUUCCGAUACGAUGAAGGCGACCUACAGCACGAGGAGGAGAGGAGGCCCAUACAGCUCCAUGUCACCCUAAUUCCAGAUCGUGGGCUAUAUGCACCGGGAGGGGUAUUGAUGAUGGCUGGAUGGAUACUCUCCUCGACUAUUACUUGUCUAGCAUGUCAGCCAGCCGACUUCACACCUUAUGUGUUUAAUCUAACAGUCACCUGGUCUCCCUCUCUACCCAAAGUGAUACUCCCUCUGCCUGUUGAUGGUAAAGGCGCUAUAAGUCCGUUUAAUAUCACAGUCCCAAUGUCGGUCCCUCUAGGAUCAUACCCAACAUUCACAGUUCACAGCUGUAGUCUUGCCGAUCCCCUAGUGGAGGCCACUGCCCCCCAACAUGGGUGUGAUAUACUCGGAUUGGAUGUUCCACAGUUGCUCAUAGCGGAACCUAGAGUGCCCAUUGCUGUGAUGGAUUUGAUUGUACCUUCUCUUACCACGGUGGAUAAGGUGCCCACCUCCAACGAUACGUACGUUACCAUAGCUACCUACAGUGGUACACCUUUGGCUGGUACAGCAGUAGACGUUAGAGUUACUGUGCGAGGCCCUAGCAAUAGUGUAUCAACAUGUGGCUAUUCAUCUGAGGACUACGAUACUUAUGCUGCUACUUACGAAACUAACGAUGAGGGGGUGGCCAGGAUCUCCCUCUUCGAUGAUAUAGAGGGGCCAUGGACCGAAGGGCAGACCAUCGAGAUUACAGCGAUCGCUCGUGAUCCGUUGGGUGCAGUCUUGAGUCAGAGUGCGAGCAUAACAAUUGAGCACCCUCUGCUGAGGCUGGACCCCUUACAGCUGUCGGUUAACAAUCCUAUCCCCGGUAUCGAGUUCAAUGCAUCAGCCAGAAUCAUACCAACAGGGAACGGUGACCUCUUCUCCUCACUGGAUGGGUCUCUCACCAUUCGGUCCUAUGUCGUAGAUGGUGCUACAUGUAAGCAGGCUAGGGCUGCCGUCUCACAGGGCCUCCAACAUUAUAGCUGCUCGCUUGCUGAUACCACCGUCCAUUGUAAGAUGAUGAUCGACCAUAUGCCCACGUCCGACCUCCUUGCCAUAGUCAUACAGGUCGAGACGAUCGAUGGUAGCCCUCCAGUGACGGCUUGUAGAGACAUCGCACCAUCACCACCCAAGAUCACAUCCUAUGCUUUCUCCAUGGACUCCCUAAGAUGUUCAGCAGAGUUAUCUAGUGAGUUCACCGUCCUGUCCCCAGUCGAGGUGGCCAUGUCGUGCGCCAAUCCGUAUAAGGGUGCUCAAGAGCCCACCUUUAUAUGGAUAACCUGGCCCGGUGGUCAUACAGGUGUAGUGACUGUAGAUACAGAACAAGAUACGAUCAAUGAGGUCAUUCAUAUAGAGGACCUAUCGAUCUUGGGUGGAGAACGUGACUCAGUAACACUAUCAGCCUACCUCUGGCAAUCAAUUACUGAGGUGCCCUUCAGUCUAGUCAACAGUUCCAUACAUGAUGAGAGUGCAACCUUACCGGACUGGAGCGGCCCUAGGUAUACUAGUGGCGAGGCCAUUUUGGAUAUCAAAGAUUAUCUGGCCCGUCCUCAUCGGGCCUAUGCUGAUUCCUUCGACAUCUAUAGUGAUAAAGAGGAUUACUCUCCUGGGGAUGAAGUUAUGAUAUCAGUUAGAGGGGGUGUGCCAAAUGGCUCGGUCCUCAUAGCAGUGGUAGAUGAAGGUGUGAUCGAUCUGAAGCCCUUACCGACUCCUACCACAGUAGAGGAUAUCCUAGGUAUGAUUGGGAGCGCAUCGACAAGCCUCGUCGAUUCUCAUGCCUUUAUAACAUCAUCUAAGAUGCUGUGGGAGAAUGCCCAACAUGUAUGGGAUAUUGCUGAUGAGGACCCAUGGUUUGCGGUCAACUUCGAUCCCUACUGGCUAGAUGAUGAGUACCUAUCCUAUCUCAAUACUCCUGCAUUUGAACAACCUUUAGGACCAGGCAAUUAUAUGAGUUUCUCAUCGGACGGUGGUACUGAUUUAGCACCAACCCCUGCCGAGGGUAGCACACCUGAUCGAGAAGCUGAUGCUGCUGCUGCUCCUAUGGAAGGUCCCCGAGAGGGCACUACGGACCCACCUAGAACUGUGUACUUCAAUUUUGUGGAUCUUACCUCAACUGGGGAGGCUACUGUAACCUUCAUGCUUGGUCAAGAUAGGAAGAGAUACAAGAUGAGUGCUUACAUGAUGGGUUAUGAAUCAUCGUCUGAAGGGUCCAUGAGCAUAGCUCAGUUGGCUGAUGCAAGCACCUCCAUAAGAGUAUCCUCUCCUAUUUAUAUGGAGCCCUAUGUACCUCGAUCUUUACGGAUCACUGAUGAGCCAGUCAUGGGUGUUGCCGUGAUAGCCACCAACCAUACUACUCAGCAGCUAGCCGGAUUGAAUCUAACGGUGGUGGUCACCAAUAUGUCCGAUGGUAUCUUCUCCCCCAUGGAAGCAUUACAGAGCACUCAUCUACUCACCAUACCAGGCAAUGCUGGUGUAUUGUACGCUCUAUUCAAGAUGCCAGUAGUAGCCACUAUACACGAUGAUGAUACUAGGAGCAAUAGAGGCUGGUUGUAG
This is a messenger RNA of Perkinsus marinus ATCC 50983, 3612 nucleotides long. RefSeq lists its product as hypothetical. The record is from RefSeq and is a predicted model, not a curated record. The coding region runs from base 1 to 3612 and encodes 1203 amino acids. Lineage: Eukaryota; Perkinsozoa; Perkinsida; Perkinsidae. The transcript is spliced from 17 exons.